This is a messenger RNA of Acanthamoeba castellanii str. Neff, 855 nucleotides long. Its product is annotated as GPR1/FUN34/yaaH family protein. The transcript has 5 exons. The coding region runs from base 1 to 855 and encodes 284 amino acids. Lineage: Eukaryota; Discosea; Longamoebia; Acanthamoebidae. Gene Ontology annotation, molecular function: acetate transmembrane transporter activity. The record is from RefSeq and is a predicted model, not a curated record. Gene Ontology annotation, cellular component: plasma membrane.
AUGUCCGUCGACGAAGAACACAAAGUCACCAUCAGCCUUGGUGAGCUCUCCCAGCUGCUUCGAGCCGUGCAGGUCCCCAAGGUCCCCAAGUCGGGUCUGGGCAAUCCUGGUCCGCUGGGCCUGGGCGCUUUCGCACUGACCACGAUGACUCUCUCCAUCUACAACGCCGGCAUCUUGACCGACACCAGCGGCCUCGUCGUCGCUGUCGCCCUCUUCUACGGCGGCAUCGCCCAAUUCAUCGCCGGUCUCUACGAGUACAGAAUUUCGAACACGUUCGGCGCGACUGCGUUCUGCAGCUACGGCGCGUUCUGGUGCAGCUACGCGGGCUACGUCUACUUCAUCGUGCCCUCCCUGCCUGCGGACAAGGUCCACGAGGCGUCAGGCCUCUUCCUGCUGAUGUGGCUCAUCUUCACCCUCUACAUGACCGCCGCCUCCUUCCGGGUGUCGCUCGUACUGGCCGUGCUCUUCGUCGUGCUCAGCAUCACCUUCCUGCUCCUCUGCAUCGGCGACUUUGCUGAGGCCCCAAAUGUGACCAAGGCCGGCGGCGCGUUUGGAAUCUUGACGGCGAUCAUCGCCUGGUAUGGAAGCGCGGCGGUGGUGAUCAACUCCACGUGGGGCCGCACCAUGCUGCCCGUUGGCGUCUUCGUUCAGCCCAAGAAGAAAGUGGCGAAGCAAGAUGAGCAGAACAUGAUUCCGCUGCUGGACAUCAGGAGAGGCUCGGGCGACAGCAGCGACGAGCUGAGCCACGAUGAUGGCGACCUCGAGAGCGGCAAGACCACCAAGAAGGGCGAGAGCGAGCCCGCCAAGAAGAAGGGCGUCAUCAACUCCAUCAAGCAGAAGGCCCUUGGCCACUAA